Molecule: messenger RNA, 1648 nt
Organism: Raphanus sativus (radish)
Lineage: Eukaryota; Viridiplantae; Streptophyta; Magnoliopsida; Brassicales; Brassicaceae
Product: probable FBD-associated F-box protein At1g32375
Exons: 4
Coding region: 243-1520 (425 amino acids)
Molecular function (GO): protein binding
Source: RefSeq, a predicted model, not a curated record
UCUUUCCUAAUUCAAAUUGGUUUGUAGCGUUAAAUCUUCAUUGUAUAAACAGAGCUAAGACUCCUGUAAUAUUCAGAUUUUGAAGUUAAUCAACAAGAGUUUUCUUUUAACAACCUUGUUCGAUUUGAUUCAAUCCAUCCAACAAGAAAUUGGUCUCAGAGAGUUCUGAAAUUUCUUUUUUUCUGAUCCAAGCUUCGGUCGGAAACAGAAACCUUUUGGGAAAAAAGUGCUAGCUCUUAACUAUGGACAGGAUAAGUCAGUUGCCUGAUGAACUUCUUUUGAGGAUAUUGUCGCUUAUGCCACUGCAAGAUGUUGCUGACACAAUGCUUUUGUCAAAACGGUGGCAAUUUCUCUGGCUGAUGGUGCCAGCACUCACAUUCGAUUAUUUCGAUUAUAAGCUCUUCGACGAAGAAUUAUCCAACAAAGAAUUUUCGCUUUAUGUAGAGAGGUAUUUGUUUCUGCACGAGGCUCCAGCUAUAGAUGCUUUGCGUUUCAAACUUUGUGAAUCUUGGGCUAGUGGAGAUAUUCAAGUGUGGCUUAAAGCUGCAGAAAAGCGCAGUUUGCGUGAGCUAGUUAUCAAGAUUUGUGCUUCAACUAGAACUGAAUCUCCAGUGGUGGAACUUCCUAGAAGCUUGUCUAGAUGCUUCAAAACGCUUGUGACCUUGGAAUUAAGAAACACUGUUCUUGUAGAUGAUGUAGCUUCUCCAGUUUUUUUCCCAUCCUUAAAGAAAUUGAGUCUUGAAUCGAUGAAGUACCCUGGUGAUGCAUUUGUUGCCAAGCUAUUAUCCAGCUGUCCUGAUCUUGAAGACUUGGUUGUGGAGCUAUGUCCAAGUGACAAUGUGUCCAUUUUUAGCGUUAGCCUGCUUAAUCUAAAGAGUCUAGUCCUGGAAACAUCAGGAGAUAUAAGUGAAGGGGAGGCACAUGGGUUUGUGAUAGAUGCUCCUUCUUUGGAGUACUUGAAAAUUGAUGAUAAUUGGGAUGGGUUUUGUGUCCUUGAGAAUAAUAUAAAUAAGAUAGUGAAGGCAAGUAUUUCCACAGUGCGCCCCUAUACUGAGCAGCUUAUAUGUUAUCUAUCUUCAGCCAAGCGUCUUGAUCUCUGCUUCGAAGUCUCAAAGAAUUUGUGUCAUGUUGGCAGUGUUUUCCACCAUCUUAAACAUUUACAGAUAUGUACAUGUGAAACAGAAUGGUUGAGUCUGCUUAUGCAUAUGCUCAAUAACUCCCCUAAUCUACGAUACCUCAAACUUCAUAUGCGGUGCAUUAAAAGUGAACUGCGCCCCAGCUGGAGUGAAGCGAGCUCAGUUCCAGAAUGUCUGUUAAACAGUCUUGAAACUCUUGAAUGGGAUGAUUAUGAAGGAAAGAAGGAAGAUAAAGAAGUGGUAGCAUUCAUCUUAAAAAACGGAUUCUGUUUAGAAAAAGUAAUUAUAAAACCUAUACCCACCAGCCGUAAGAAACGUAAAAUGCUCAAGGAGUUAACUUUCUUCACCAGGAGUUCGCCUACAUGUCGUAUCGUGUAUGACUGAAGUUACUGGUUCAGCUCUGGAGACAAGUCAUGUUCAAUAGUCAGAGUGACAUCACCAAAUAUCCACUCAUGAAUUUCAUUAUCAUUCUCAUUUUAUAUUUUAUGAUAAACUAGGUGUUUUUUUAUGAU